This is a messenger RNA of Harpegnathos saltator (Jerdon's jumping ant), 459 nucleotides long. RefSeq lists its product as uncharacterized. The coding region runs from base 1 to 459 and encodes 152 amino acids. The transcript has a single exon. NCBI's taxonomy places the organism in Eukaryota, Metazoa, Arthropoda, Insecta, Hymenoptera, Formicidae. The record is from RefSeq and is a predicted model, not a curated record.
AUGGCCGGGGUGGAGAACUGGGGGGAGGCCCGCCUUCUCGCGGAGGCGGUACUCGUAUCGGUGGUGGGCCCCAUCAGUAGCCUGGGACUGAAGGUGGCACCCCAGAAGACAGAAGCCGUCUUUUUCCAUGACGGCAGCCGUAGGGCACCGCUGAAGUCUUGGGUCCUGAUGGAUGGAGUUCCCGUUCACGUCGGGCUCACAAUCAAGUAUCUGGGCCUGACGUUGGACGGCCGCUGGGACUUCGAGCUGCACUUCAGAUAUCUGGCCCCCCGGGUCCGCAAAACAAGUCUGGCUCUGGCCAACCUGAUGAAGACCCAGGGGGGCCCAGGAUGGAGGGCUCGCCUUCUGUACGUUGGUGUCGUGCUCUCUAUCGCCCUCUACGGGGUGCCCAUAUGGGCGCCCCAGCUACUGUCCAGCCGCCGUAGCAAAUGCCUGUUGCGUCAGGCUAUGCGGUGGUGA